This is a messenger RNA of Carcharodon carcharias (great white shark), 10868 nucleotides long. RefSeq lists its product as uncharacterized. The transcript is spliced from 6 exons. NCBI's taxonomy places the organism in Eukaryota, Metazoa, Chordata, Chondrichthyes, Lamniformes, Lamnidae. Gene Ontology annotation, biological process: intracellular protein transport. Gene Ontology annotation, molecular function: small GTPase binding. The record is from RefSeq and is a predicted model, not a curated record. Bases 13 to 9951 code for a protein of 3312 amino acids.
AAUCGAGCGGCAAUGUUUUCCCGAAGGACGUCCAAACCAAAGCACUCAGUGGAUCUGAGUUUUCUGAACUGCGAGGAAAUGAGUGCGAUCCUAAAAGUGCUGGAGCGGGAUAAGGAGGUUCAGAGGAUAAAUAACGAGAGGUUGAAGGAAAUCAAGAAGGCAAGUCAAGACAAAUCAUGGUUGAAAGGUGUCACAGGUCAAUGGUUUGAAGAAAUUAGGAAAGCAAAAUUUAAAGAUCAGACCGACUUAACCAGGAUACUUAAAGUGCCCCAUACCUGGAGUUUGAGGAAGAAAAACAGGACAGCUUUAAGUGACUUGAAGCUUCCACCAUCAAAAAGCUGUCGGCAAAGCAAAAAUCAUAUAGAGUUUUCAGGUGAUUCCAGGGGAGAAGACAGUCUCGAUCCUGUUUCUAGGCCCACUGCUUUUUCUGAAUCUGCAAACCAAAACACAGAGUCUUAUUCAGAACAAAUCCAAUGCAGUAACUACAAUUCAUUGCAAUUGGAAUCAUCAAACAUGUUUCCGCAACUCCAGGUACAAUUGAAGACAGCGGUAGUCCCCCAAGUUGAAAGAAAAAUACAUGUGUAUCGUGACUUUGGUAAACAAAUACAUUCUGAACUCCUAAGUCAAGACUUAGAAACAAAGACCAUCAGUGUUGUAGUGGAUGAACAUAAAAAGAUCUUGGGAACUGAAGAUUUAAGUAAUUCCGAGUUACAAAGAAACAUCACAAAUGAAGAAGGUGCUAAAAGUUAUAACCGUCUAGCAAAACAAUACAGAAAUGAAAAUGAAACCAACGCUGUGCUGAAUUCUUCUGAGUUAAGUGAAAAUGCUGAACUACAGUCACUGCCAGUUUGGUGCAGCAUUGGAAAUGUGAGACAGACUCCUUCAACGAGAAACCUUCAUGCUGUUCAACGGCAAGGAAAUGUUUAUGCUUCUGUUGAAACAGGUCAAUACAAAACUGACAAUGCAAUAUCACCAAAUUCAGCAUCUGGCCCUUGGUCUUCCGUUACUGAGCCUAAAAAGAUGUUUGAAAAUCAUCCAAUAAACUGUACUGAUGACAUUCUGAGAACAAAUACUGAUGGUUGUUUGUCGAACAGUAAGCAUGAAACCGCAAGAACAUCAUUACUGGACCUACAAACCAAAUCUCUUUCAGUUGUUUCCAACAGCAACAGAAAUGGUCAACAAAGCUACUCGUCAAACAAUAUUUGUGUCCCUUCACAAAGAGACGAAAGUUAUUCACAAAGCAACAGUGAGCCUUCAUCAUUAAGCUCAAUUACAGGCCCAAGUCUUAACAUUGGCAACAGAGAUGUGCUACAACAGAAUUUGUCAAAUAGUUCACUCAACAUUUCACAAAAAAAUGACACAGCUGCUUACUUAAAUGACAGCAAAUCAAAAUCCAUCCCUCCAAUUUCAUCAUCUGUUCCAGCACAUACGUCACACACUCCUCUGUUUACCAUAUAUACUGAUAGCAGGCGGAAUAUUCAUUCACAAAGCUGUAAUAACACCAUUUUCCAAAGAGGCAGUAGCAACGAUUCUUUGCAAACCAGUAAACAUAAACCCAUUAGUUCACUUUCCCUGUCAGAACCAGUGUAUCAACCAAGGGCUAGUUCAUUUAUCACAAUGAGCAGCAAAAAUAGGUGGCAAUAUUCUGGGACAGACAACAUUAACAUUGCUACACAAAGUACAUGUAAUGAUGAUCAUUUACAAAGCAGUUGGGACGGAAGAGAAAGAACCACUUUGUUUACAUACAUAGAGGGUGAAAAAUCUUCAAAUAAUCUCAGAUUGAGCGAAACUAGAAUGGAACCUGUCACAUUAAGAGAUGCUGAUGGCCCUUUGCCAGAAAGCGAAAAUAAUAGUUGGAAAUACAAUUGUGAAAAUGAUGGAAAAAGCACAUCUUCAUUAGCAACUGAGCUGAUUUGUUCACAGCUUCCUACACAUGUAAAUACAUGCAUAGACAGUAAUGUGUUACAGACAAAUAGAACCAGUGCUGCCUUGAAAUCAGGUGGUAACAAUUGCUUACAAAAAAUUAAACGUGAAACAGGUCACGAACUUGCAGUAGAUCCAAAACCUGUACCAAAAUGUGUAACAAAUAUAAUUCAUUACAACAGUGCAUUACUGAGCGACCAUUUAAAAACUGAUGAUGUCUCCUUUGAAAGUGUGAGUAAUGAUUCUUUACAAAAUGGUGAAUCAGAAACAAGUUAUGCAGUAGAAACAGCUAUAACACAAUCUCCAAACAAUGCUUACAAAAUAUUUGCUUCCCAAAGUCUGUCAUCAACCAGCAACGCCCUUAAUUUGGAUAUAAAUUCUAAACAAAACUGCAGACAGGCAAUUGGCAUAAAACCGUCAACAGAUCAAGUGCUCAGCUAUAAGUUUCCUAUAUGUCCCAGCUACAAAUACCAUUUACUGAAUGAUUCAACCAAAAGUACUGACAUAACAUCGGACAGAACAGGUAAUGAGCAUAAAUCUGAUCCAAACUGUGCACUUCCAUUAUCAGAUUCAAAAGAAGCAUCUCCUUCAGAUACCAAAAAUAACAUGAAAAAUACUUUACAGAAUUGGCCAGUUCACACAAUCAGUAACAAUUUGCCUGAAAUACAUAGUGUUCAUGAUGCUCAAAAUUAUAAAUCUGAAAAGACAAGUACACCGUCAUCAGUUGUAUUUAAACAAUGUUUGUCUACAAAUACCAACAAAGGCAAGUCAUCAAAAAAUUACCCAAACCGUAGAAACAACAAAAAGGCACAGAAAAACAUAUCUGAAACAGUAAAUGAAAAACAGUCUUCUACAAAUAUCACAUCCCAUUUGAACCAAAAUACUUUAUUGACAUAUUCCUCCCUUAACAGAGGCAAUGAAUAUUUGCCAAUGGAUAAAUCUGACACCAACAGUAAACUUUCAGCACAAGAUUCACUGAGCGGCCAAAAGCCUCUGACAAAUUUCAGAGACAGCCAAGAUAAAUCAUUGCCUUAUUUCCCACUCAGUGGGAAAACCACCAUGAAUCCAGGAACUAUUAACAAUGCAGAAAAUUACCAAUCUGAAGAAAAUAUUCCAAUUUCACCACAUGAUGCAAUGAGUUACCAGCAGUCCCUUACAAAUUCUCAUCGUAAUAUGGACAAGUUACUGAUUCAUUCCCCAGUGAAGCCUGGUGUUAUCAAGAAUUUAGAAAAUGACCAAACUGAAAACUACAAAGUUGUUUUAUUGUUAGACACAGCAACUGACUUGAAGACUCCUUCAGAUAUUAUAUAUGAUACAAAAAGUACAUUUCAAAAUUGGGAGCAAAAUGGUGCUGACACCACUAUGCGAGGAAUUACUAAAGAUUACAAAGAACCGGAUAUACCUAAGAUAGAUAUUGCCCUUUCUGUAUUGGAUCCAGUUUUUAACCAGUUGUCGCUUAUAGAUAACACACAUUGCAAUGAUCACAAACCGCUGUGUCAUUCUCUAAGCAGUGCCAAUGUCACAUGGAAGAGGAAACAUCUUGGCUGUUCGAAAAAUUGUGAAUCUGAAACCCACUCUACAGUUGUGUCAAAUAAAGGGACUCAUCAACUGUCUCCCAUAAAUACCACGUACAACAAAGAUAAGCAACUGAAUUAUUUGCCCGACAGUGCUGAAAUAAAAAGAGAAGUUAAAGGUCUUGCAGAGCAGGAUGAAACAAAAGCUACUAAUCCACCUUCAUCCCUGGGUCCAGUAAUUAGGCAACCAUCCCCUGUAAAUAUCACACACAAAAAUAGAUACGAGUCACCGAAUUGCUCAUUCAACAAUUCUCCAUUGAUUGUGGAUACUGAAAUAAACAAGCAUUUGCAAAAGGACGACCCAGAAAUCAGUGGUGUAGAUCCUUCAGCAGAUUCACUGCACAGUACUGCUGUUGAAUACUUGCAAGAAUCUCCUACAGCAAUCACCGAAAAAAGGAAAAAUGGACUUCAGAAAUAUUCAAGCAUAACUGAUAUCUGCUGUGAUGAAGGGCCCUGUGAUCAAUACAAAUCUAAAUGUUUGGGUAAAACAAAUAAUGCAUUCUCAUCAUUACCUGGAAUGACCAGUCCGUGGCUGUCUUCAAGUAUCAUACAUAACAACCAAAACAAACCAUUGAUUCAUUCUUUACUCAGCAGUGACAUCUAUGUGGACAGAGAAGGCAAUCAGUUGAACAAAUCUGAAAGCCAGGUUGCAGAUCCACCACUAGAAUUAUUAACUAUUUUACAGUUCUCUACCACUAGCAGAGAUAUCAAGAAAGGUGCUUUGCACAUUGAUUCAGCAAAGGUAAAUGAAAUUGCUCAUGAUGAGAAAUCUUGUGACAAAAACGUGGAAAAUUACCAAUCAGAACAUCAUGGUAGAAUUUCACCAGGUAGAGCGACUGGCCAGAGAAAUCCAACAAAUAUCACACCAGGAGGGGAAAAUACUCAGCAGAAUUUGCCCUCAAUUAAUGAUGACAUCACUUUGGAUAGAAGGUUGAAUAAAGAUAAUGUACAACAAAACAAUUCAGAGACUAUCCAAAUAUCAUCAGCAGCGGAUUCAGUGAUUGGGCAACAAGUUUCAACAAAUAUUCCACACAGGAGUAAAUAUCAGUUACUGAAUUAUUCACCAAACUGCCCAGCUGUCAUUGUGGACAGAGGAGGCAAUAAAUAUUUACAAAAGGACAACACUGGACCUAUACUGCCUGAUUCAUUGUCUGAACAACCGUCUCCUACAAAUACACAUAACAAAGUCAAGCCAUUGACCCAUUUCCCAAUCAGUGAUGACAACAAUCUGAGUGCAGAAGUUACCAAGAAUGCUGAAAAUUAUCAAUCUGAAGAAAACAGUUCGAUUCCAUCACCUGGUGCGCUAAUUGAUCAAAAGUCUCUUACUAAUUCACACAGCAACUUAGGCAAGCCAUUGACUCAUUCUUUGGAAAGCGGUGACAUAGAUAUAAAUAAGAACUUACAGAAGCACAAACCUGAAAUCAGCUGUGUCACUUCACCAGUCUAUCCCUUUAAUACCCAUCACUCUGCGGCAAAUGUUACAAAUGUGAAGAAAAAUACAUUGCAGCAUUACAUAACGAAGGUAACUGACAUCUAUCAUCGUAAGAGACCUUCUGGUAAAUUCAAAUUAAAUGCUUUGCAUAAAACAGAGAGUGCCCCCUCACCAUCAUCUGCAGUGACCAGCCAGUGGCUCCCUGAAAAUAUCUCUCAAAGCAGCAGCCAAGACAAAUCAAAGGCUCUUUUGCUGGUCAGAGAUGACACCAGUCUGUUGGUAAAUAGCAAAAAUAUAGAAAACUACCAAUCUGACAAAAGCAGCGCAGUUACAUCAGCAGAUAAAUUGAAUGGACAAUGGGCCCAUAAAAAUAUCACACAAGGCAGAAAAAAUACAUUACAGAAUUACUCCCUAAAUAUUGAUGGCAUCACUGUGGACAGAGAAGUUAAUAAUACUUGUGAUGUAGUAGAUACAUUUGAGACUAAGUAUGGGCCUUCAGCACUGAAUCAAGUAUCCAGCCAGUUAUCUCCUACAGACAUUGCACAUAGCAAUGAACACAAGCCAUUAAGUCAUUUGUUAAACAGUGCUGCUGUCACUGUAUACGGAGAAAGCCCGGACUAUUUGGAAAAGUGCAAAGCUGAAACUAAAAGUGUACUUUUGUCAGGAGAUGAAGUUGCUCAACAAAAAUCUCCUACAAGUACAACAUACAGCUACAAAGACAAGCCACUGAGUCACUCAUCAGUCAUGACUGAUGUCAGUGCAAUUAAUCAGGAUUAUAAUCAGGACAAAUUUAAGACAAGCCAUAUACUUGCAGCACUCGAUUCAGUAACCAGGCACCAUUCUUCUAAGAAUAUCACACAAAUCAGUAAAUGUAAGACACUGAGUUAUUCACUGAACUGUGCUACUGUCACUACAGAUACUGGAGUCAAUGAACAUUUAAAAAAGGACUCACCAGAAACUAACAAAAUUCCAGCAGUAGACUCACUAAGUGAAAUACAGUCCACAACCACUCUCACAGAUAUCAAGAAAGGUGCCUUGCUGAAUGGUCCAUCAAUGGUAACUGAGAUUGCUCAUGCUAAGAAGUCUUUUUGUGUGCUUACCUUUGAAAUAUCGGAUGAAACAAAUAGUGCACCCUCAUCCCCACCUCCAGUCACCAGUCAGUGUUUUCCUACAAUUCUGUCAUAUAACAACAAAAGCUAUUCGCAGUCUCAUUCCCCACUUAGUGGAGAUACCACGAUGGACAGGGGAUGUGUUGAGUAUUUACAAAAAGAAAACAGUGAUCUUUCAACACCAGAUUCAUUGACCGACCAACAGUUUCCUACAAAUAGCACAUGUGACGGCAUGAAUAAGUCACCCACUCAUUCUCUGCUCAUGGGUGGCAUCUUUGUGGCUCCAGGAAGUGUCAAUAAUUUAGAAAAUUACCAAUCAGAACAUCAUGGUAGAAUUUCACCAGGUAGAGUGGCUAGCCAGAGAAAUCCAACAAAUAUCACACCAGGAGGGGAAAAUACUCAGCAGAAUUUGCCCUCAAUUAAUGAUGACAUCACUUUGGAUAGAAGGUUGAAUAAAGAUAAUGUACAACAAAACAAUUCAGAGACUAUCCAAAUAUCAUCAGCAGCGGAUUCAGUGAUUGGGCAACAAGUUUCAACAAAUAUUCCACACAGGAGUAAAUAUCAGUUACUGAAUUAUUCACCAAACUGCCCAGCUGUCAUUGUGGACAGAGGAGGCAAUAAAUAUUUACAAAAGGAAAACACUGGACCUAUACUGCCUGAUUCAUUGUCUGAACAACCGUCUCCUACAAAUACACAUAACAAAGUCAAGCCAUUGACCCAUUUCCCAAUCAGUGAUGACAACAAUCUGAGUGCAGAAGUUACCAAGAAUGCUGAAAGUUAUCAAACUGAAGAAAACAGUUCGAUUCCAUCACCUGGUGCACUAAUUGAUCAAAAGUCUCUUGAUAAUUCACACAGCAACUUAGGCAAGCCAUUGACUCAUUCUUUGGAAAGCGGUGACAUAGAUAUAAAUAAGAAUUUACAGAAGCACAAACCUAAAAUCAGUUGUGUGACUUCACCAGUCUAUCCCUUCAAUACCCAACGCUCUGCUGUAAGUCUUACAAAUGUGAAGAAAAAUACAUUGCAGCAUUACAUAACGAAGGUAACUGACAUCUAUCAUCGUAAGAGACCUUCUGGUAAAUUCAAAUUAAAUUUGCAUAAAGCAAAGAGUGCCCCCUCACCAUCAUCUGCAGUGACCAGCCAGUGGCUCCCUGAAAAUAUCUCACAAAGCAGCAGCCAAGACAAAUCAAAGGCUCUUUCGCUGGUCAGAGAUGACAUCAGUCUGUUGGCAAAUAGCAAAAAUAUAGAAAACUACCGAUCUGACAAAAGCAGCGCAGUUACAUCAGCAGAUAAACUGAAUGGACAAUGGGCCCAUAAAAAUAUCACACAAGGCAGAAAAAAUACAUUACAGAAUUACUCCCUAAAUAUUGAUGGCAUCACUGUGGACAGAGAAGUUAAUAAUACUUGUGAUGUAGUAGAUACAUUUGAGACUAAGUAUAGGCCUUCAGCACUGAAUCAAGUAUCCAGCCAGUUAUCUCCUACAGACAUUGCACAUAGCAAUGAACACAAGCCAUUAAGUCAUUUGUUAAACAGUGCUGCUGUCACUGUAUACCAAGAAAGCCCUGACUAUUUGGAAAAGUGCAAACAUGAAACUAAAAGUGUACUUUUGUCAGGAGAUAAAGUUGCUCAACAAAAAUCUCCUACAAGUACAACAUACAGCUACAAAGACAAGCCACUGAGUCACUCAUCAGUCACGACUGAUGUCAGUGCAAUGAAUCAGGAUUAUAAUCAGGACAAAUUUAAGACAAGCCACAUACUUGCAGCACUUGAUCCAGUGACCAGGCACCAUUCUUCUAAGAAUAUGACACAUAGCAGUAAAUGUAAGACACUGAGUUAUUCACUGAACUGUGCUACUGUCACUGCAGAUACUGGAGUCAAUGAACAUUUAAAAAAGGACUCACCAGAAACAAACAAAAUUCCAGCAGUAGAUUCACUAAGUGACAGACAGUCCACGACCACAGAUAUUAAGAAAAAUACCAGGCAGAAUUAUUCAUCACAUCGUAGUGAAACCUAUCAAGAUAAAAUACCUUACAAACGGUUAAAGUUUAAAGAUUUACAUAAAACAAAUAAUGCACCCUCGUCCCCACCUAAGGUAACUGAACAAUGGCUUACCACUAAUAUCACUCACAACAAUCAAGACAAGUCAUCAACUCAUUCCACACUGAGUGGUGAAUUUAUAAUGAACAGAAGAAAUAAUAGUUAUUUACAGAAGUUCAACUCUGGAACUAACAAUGAAUUUUCAUUCUCGACUUCAUUGGCUGAACAACAGUCUCCUUUAAAUAUCAUAAAAAGCAAACAAGCCAAGUCACUGGCUCAUUCUCCAAAUAGAAGUGGCUUCAUAAUGGACUCAGCAGUUAGCAGGAAUCUACAAAAUGAUCAGCCUGAAAGCAACAGAAAAGCUUUCUUAUGGCCUGAUACAGACAUUGCAUGUGGCAAGAACACUAAGUUUCAGAAUUGGUUUCCAACCAGUAAUAUGUCUUUGAGUCUUCAACGUGGUGAUAAUAUGAAGCACUAUAAAUCAGAAACUGACAUUACUGUUUCAUCACUGGAUCUAUUGAUUGAUCAAGAAUCUUUUAUGGAUAUCACCUGCAGCAAGAAAAGUAAGUAUUCGAGACAGUCAACAAAAAGUAGAGGUACCCCUCCAGCCAGAGGAUUUUAUGGCAGCUGUGAACAAAUCAAUAAGGAUUCAAUCAACAACAUUUCUUCAUCACAUGAUUUGUCACCCACUCUUCUGUCUCCUGCUAAUAUUGUACAUAACAACAGGAAUGUAAUGUGUGACCAUUCAUCAAUUAGUGCUGACCUCUCUGCACAAGACCGUGAGAAUGCAAAAAAAGAUGGCAAAAUAUUCAGAUGUAAAAGGAAAUCAUUCGGUGGAGAAAUGGUUCAGAAUCAAACAUUUGGAACAUGGAUGAAAAAUACAAAUGGUUAUAACACACUGCAGCAAAGUUCUCCAGAGGAGAACCAAAUUGAUUCAGAUAUCACAGAGAUUAAUAACUUUCGGAAUCGGUUAAAUGCCUACAGUGAUUUUUCUCAAUACAGAGCAAGUUCCUCUAGUAUUGAUGAAGAUGAUACAGAAAACAAUAACUAUCAGGCAGGGACAGCCAGAUUCUCAAAAAAUUAUUUCAGGUUUACACGUUCUCUGAGAGCCAACCCUCAGGAUAUUCAAAAUAGGUGUGGUAAUAUGUAUAAGGCAAAAAGUUUGAAAGAUAUAAAUUCAGAUUACAACCAAUCCUCUCUCCAAGAUCAUGAACAUUUAUUUUCCACAAACAGUUUGCAUAAUUCUAAACUAACUGUUCGAAACAGACAAGUUCACCCAAGUCUCCAGUUUUCAAAUCGUAUAAAAUCUAGCAGACUUUAUCGAUCUUAUUCUGAUCUCCCUUUUUCUAAUCGGAAUGAGUCUGACUCUCACAAUUGGACUUCAUACCAUGGCAGUAAAUUCAGUGAGUUAGUAAUUGGAAAUGAUGACACAAGAAAUGUUUCUAAAGAAGAGAAAAGGAAAGAAACACAUCUUGAGAACCUGAAUAGAGUAUUGGUAGUGGACAGAUUGUGGAAACCUGGAUAUCUUCACAAGGAAGCCUCAUCUCUGAGAAGUGAGGAUAUUUUCAAUCCAUGUACCAGUGGAGUAAACCAGGAUCCAGGGGUGAAUGAUGAUCCAGAACAGAAUGAUGAGUAUUUUCCUGUAGACAUUAAGAUAUUCUGGCCCAAGGAAAAUCCCACAGAUAUAAUAAGACUUUUGAGUUCAUCAUCCACAGGGAGUAAAAUAUCAGAAGACAGUCUUUCACCACAGCAUCACCGUACACCAGCUGUGUUUGGCAAACAGAAUCUCUCUAGUUACUCUGAUACAAACUCAGACACUACUACUGAUGAUGAGUACUUCUUGGAUGGCAAUGAAACUGUAAAGGAAUCUGCAUUAUAAUACUGUUCACCAUAUAUAAUUCUGAAUGGCAGUGUAUUUUACUGAUUUGUAGCAAAUCAUGUUUUAUGAUCCUUGUUGUUGGUAGUCAUAGUCUUCCCAAUAUGUGUUAAUAUGCUGUCAAGUAUGCUACUAAAAUAUUUAGUAGUAUUGAUAUUAUUUGUCUGCGUUUUCAAAAUUUAUACCACAGUUGUCCCUUUCCCUUCUUUUUGUCAGUUAUUUGACACAUUUUCCAAGGUGGGACCCAACUGUUUUAUUGUUAGAAACAUUUAUGUUUUACUCUUAUGUUUUUUAAGUAGACUUAAUUCAUACCCUUAUGCUGAAUAGUGAUACAAAAUGUAUAUUUUAUUGCAGUUUUGUAUAAUUCUAUCAAUAUGCACAAAAGGCCAUCUACUCUAUAAGCAUAAAUACAUGGGUUUUGGUUAAAAAAUUAUAGGUUAACAUUUUGUGUAAGAUCUUUUUGUCAGGUUUCUAAUGAAGGAUCUCAUCUGUAACACUAACCUAUCUUUAUCUUUCAAAUACUGAUGGACAUGUUGUGCAAGUCUUUUCUGUUCUCAUGUUUUCAUCUUCUGCAAUUUUCUUUUUUUAUUAUAUGUGAUUUCAAGUCUACUUUGCUCUAAAUUCUAUGAUCUUCAAAAAUAUAUUUAAGGGGCAAGCCAACACGUUUUGCAAUAGAACAUGCUGCUUGUUUGAUCAUAGGUUUUACACAGUAUGUAUAAAUAAUACUGUCCACGAAAUACAUGUUAAAAUAGUCAGAUAGGAAAUUAUGCUGCUAAUAAAAUGGUGUCAUUAUUUUUGCAUUUGUAUAAACUUCCAAAUGUUUGAGCCAUGAACAAAGUACUUGUAUCAUAGAAAGUAUGCACUUUUUCUUUGCGUAUUUUCCUAUAUAUAAGUUAUACAUAAAUAAAGACAUGCAACAC